Molecule: messenger RNA, 3574 nt
Organism: Cynoglossus semilaevis (tongue sole)
Lineage: Eukaryota; Metazoa; Chordata; Actinopteri; Pleuronectiformes; Cynoglossidae
Product: mitochondrial intermediate peptidase
Exons: 19
Coding region: 439-2490 (683 amino acids)
Biological process (GO): peptide metabolic process
Cellular component (GO): mitochondrion
Molecular function (GO): metalloendopeptidase activity
Source: RefSeq, a predicted model, not a curated record
ACUGUGCAGCACUUUCGACAUACCUAGAUUUCUUGAAAUUACAAACGGAACACUUUUAAACAUACUCACGGUCACACCGAAUUCUUAACCAACAUUGGGACCGUAAUUCAUUAUUAUUUUUAUUUUUGCUCUAUUUCAGAUGUACAUUAUUUAUGAGGACGUUCUUGACGAAAGUACCGCCUGCACAAGACGCACAGAUUUACUUGAACGGCUAGCCGGUGAGCUAACAUGUGAGCGAUGUGUUUACUCCUGUAAACAUGUACACGGCGUUCGUGCCGAGUUAACAACUUGUCUUUAACUUUCAACCUGUUGUUUGUUUAAAAACAUUCAUUCGACAGGUACGUCCCCAACUUCCUGCUAAGUGUUGAAGGUAAUGUGUAGCAUGCCCUCCGUUAGCCUCUGGAAGCUGCAUUAAGAAGCCAACAGACUGAGGACAACAUGUCACCCUGGACAUGGAGGCUGUUUCACCUAGUGAAACACAGAAGUUUGUGGAUGAGGGUCCGCAGAAAUGUCACCACUUGGUCUUCCGUGGGGACUGCUUUCAACGCCAAACCUGCCAAGAGACUGGACAUGUUCGAGAAGAGCGUGGGCCUGUUUGGAGUACCAGAGCUGAGCUGUCCUUCUGGGUUUCAGGCGGCCACAAAGGCUGCUUUAAAAAACACUGAGCUCCUGGUCCACAAAGCUUGUUCCUGUCCACCAGGUGCUGAGACUGUGGAGUCUUUUGACCAACUGUCUGAUGGUUUGUGUAAAGUUGCAGACCUGGCUGACUUUGUCAAAGUAGCUCAUCCUGAUCCAGCUUUUAGAGAAGCUGCAGAAAGAACCUGUAUAGAGAUUGGCACAGUCGUGGAAAAGCUGAACACCAAUGUUGAGCUGUGUAAAAGUCUGAAGGAAUUGCUGGACAACCCAGAAAUUGUUGCUCAGCUGGAUCCUGACACAAGACGUGUAGCGGAGUUGUUCAUGUUUGACUUUGAGAUCAGCGGAAUUCACCUGGAAGACAAACUGAGAAAAGAAGCUGUUGAGCUGCACGUGAAGCUGUUGGACCUCAGCAAUGAGUUUCUGGUCGGGUCCCACAUGCCCAACAGAAUAGCCAGGUCUGUGAUACCUGAACAUCUGCACGUGCACUUUGCAAGUGAGGGCAGCUUCAUCCAAGUCGGCGGAUUUCACGCAGAUACUCCUGAUGACUUGGUGCGGGAGAUUGCCUACAGGAUCUUCCUCUACCCUAAUGCUGAUUUAAUGAAUUGUCUGGAAGAACUGCUGAAGUGCAGAUACAAGAUGGCCAAACUGGUGGGCUACGAGUCGUACGCUCACAGGGCCCUGAAGGGAACGAUGGCUAAAACCCCAGAGACGGUGAUGAACUUCCUUCAGAUGUUAACGGACAAACUGACAGACAGAACAGCAAAAGACUUCAGAAUGAUGGGUGACAUGAAGAAGAAACUCAACCCUCGCAAUUCCGAGCUCAUGCCUUGGGAUCACCCCUUCCUCAGUGGUGUCCUGCGUGCUGAGAGGUACAACAUCGAGCCCAGUCUGUACAGUCCUUACCUGUCUCUGGGAGCCUGUAUGGAGGGUCUGAACAACCUCUUCUCUCAGCUCUACGGCGUCUCCCUCGUGUCCCAGCAGCCCAGUGCUGGAGAGGUGUGGAGUGAGGACGUCCGCAAACUGGCCGUGGUGCAUGAGACGGAGGGAUUACUGGGAUAUAUCUACUGUGACUUUUUCCAGCGCUCAAAUAAACCUCACCAGGAUUGUCACUUCACCAUCAGGGGCGGCCGCUGGUGCUCAGAGACGGGUCAGUACCAGCUGCCGGUGGGGGUACUGAUGCUCAGGCUGCCUCGUCACAGUAGAUCUGAAGUGACUGCUGUUUUCCUUGUUCUUUAUAUUUAUAUCUGUGCUCCAGGAACCAGGUGUGCUACUGACUUUGCUGAAGUUCCUUCCAUACUCAUGGAGUAUUUUGCUACUGAUUAUCGAGUCAUCAGGCAGUUUGCACGACAUUAUGAAACCGGACAGCCGCUGCCUGAGAGCAUGGUGGCUCGACUGUGUGAAUCCAAGAAGGUGUGUGGAGCAGCAGACACUCAGUUGCAGAUUUUCUAUGCGGUCUUGGACCAGGUCUAUCACAGCCAACCUCAGAACCGCUCCACCACAGAGGUCCUGAAGGAGAUGCAGCAGCGAUUCUACGGCUUGCCUCACACACCCAACACGGCGUGGCAGCUCAGAUUUAGCCACCUGAUUGGCUACGGGGCCAAGUAUUACUCCUACCUCCUGUCGCGGGCCGUGGCGUCGAUGGUGUGGCGACAGUGCUUCGUUCAGGAUCCUCUGAACAGGGACAUGGGAGAACGCUACCGCCGGGAGAUGCUGGCACACGGUGGAGCCAAGGAACCCAUGCUGAUGGUGGAGGGGAUGCUGCAGAGACGACCGACCGUGGAGGACUUCGUGGACGCCCUGGUGUCAGAGCUGAACCCAAACUUUGAGACUUUUAUCAUGGACUCUGAAAACUGAAGGAAGUCUCGCUGCUCAUGGACUCUGUGGUCAGAGACGCUGCAGAGGCCGCUACAGCACACAGUGUCAGUCUGUAGGAGACACCUGAGCUCCAGACGUCUCACUGUCCUCACGUCUCACUGACUUCAGUCUCACUGUCCUCGGUCUCACUGUCCUCACGUCUCACUGACUUCAGUCUUACUGUCCUCACGUCUCACUGCUGCUCAUUAAACAUGACGUUUUUUUUUAGACCUGAAGUUGUUGAACCUCCUCCUGAUGUUUUCAUCCAUUAUUUCAUGUCUCUAAUCACAGAUGAUCACAGUUCUCCAGGCCACAUCUUUAUGUGUUUCCUCUCUGAUCUAAUCAGGCCGAGGAGGAGGAGGAGGAGGAGGAGGAGGAGGAGCAGCUGAUCUGCUCUUCCUGUCAUGUGCUGGUUGUUUGGCUGGUAGAUUAACGCCGCUCCGUCUGUUCUGUCUCUCAGUGGGAGAACCUGUGUUGAACCUGUGAACGACAGACUGGACUUCACGACCUUAGUCGACCUUGGACCGUCACUCCCUCGACUUAAUGCAGUGAUGAUCUCAUUUAGUUGAAAAUGAAUAAUAAUAAUGAAAAAUCCUUCAGAUACGCAGUGAGUCCAUGGACAUAUUUCAGUGUUUUUAAAUAUGUCCGUUUCCUGUUGGUGGAUUUAUCGUCAGUGUCGUAUCAGACAAACGAAAAGGAAAUAUGUUUGCUAUAAAAAACCCCAGAAUGUUCUCUUCAGUCAUGCCAUACAGGAAAGCCAACUAAUUAGAAAAGAUUUAAAAUUUAAAACAAAGAAAUAAUUACUCAAAAUAUAAACUUCAAGUAGUUUAUCUACAGAUCACAACCGUCAACACCUGAUCAGGAAUGAAAUGCUGUCAAACAUGUCGUCAGUCGCCUCAUCUACGUUACAAAAAUAUUGACCUAUGUGGGAUUUUGUUUGUUUUUUUACAGUAUCUACAACAUUCCUCGUCUUUAUGCUGCCCCCUGGUGUUAGGAUUGUCUUCAGCGUGCAACUUGAGCACUUCUCACGCGCGUCUUCACACCUAAAAUUUCACAAAUGUGUCCAUUACAUAAAAAAAAAAAA